Molecule: messenger RNA, 5651 nt
Organism: Drosophila ficusphila
Lineage: Eukaryota; Metazoa; Arthropoda; Insecta; Diptera; Drosophilidae
Product: ecdysone-induced protein 74EF-like
Exons: 4
Coding region: 48-3044 (998 amino acids)
Cellular component (GO): membrane
Source: RefSeq, a predicted model, not a curated record
CCCUAUCACUCCUUUUCUUCCUGGUGAAUCGGCUGAGACAGCGGAAAAUGCGAGCGCGGGAGAAUCGGCAAAACGCGGAAGAUCAACGAAGCAUUGUUGGCAGCAUAGGGUAUAUAGCCGGGAACAUGGGCUACAUGGAAGGCAAUCUGAGUGCCAUUGAUUACUCUUAUGGCGGAGCCGCAACCCAUUAUCCUUUAUGGAAGCCACAUUUUCCGCGAGGUGAGGCUCCUCCGCCCUACGAGGAGGCGGUGGCCAUUUCCCAGGCCGAGGCCUUGAGUGCCCAGUGCACAGUGAGUCUGCCAGCCAGUUCCCAACGAGCGGUGGCCACCGUCAGUCAGCAGCAACAACAGGCGGUGGCCCAGGCCCAGGCACAGGCUCAAGCCCAAGCGCAGGCCCAACAGCAGCAGCAGAUUCAAGCUCAGGUGCAGGCCCACCAGCACUUGCAGCAGCACACGUUGCAGUUGCACACCCAACCGCAGCAGCACCACCAACCGUACAGCCAACAACUGGUGGCCCAUCCGCAUCCACAUGCCACGGCUUCAGUGCUGCCCCAGUCCAACCAGUACACCCAGAGCACCACCAACCUGAUCAAUAUCAACAUUAACAGUGGAGGAGUGACCACCAUAGCCACCGGGGAGAAUCACCAGCCGCCUUACAGCCUGCAAAGCGAUCACCAGCUGAGCCUGGAGCAGCAGCAACAGCAGCAGCAUCAGCAGCAGCAACAACAUCUUGUUCAGCCUCCGGUGAGCAGUGGUUCCAUCUGCCUGCAGACCAUGCCAAAGCCGCCGGCCUCGGCGGAGUGUAGCUACAAGAACUGCCACCUGAACAUUAGUGCCAGUGUGACCACUGCGGCCGCCAGUUCCAGUUCGGCGGCGUAUACGACAGGCCGCAGGACAACGCCGCGGGGAUCGCAGGAGCUGCUGCACCAGCUGCCGCAACAGCAACAGCAGCAAUAUCUCACCGUAGCGGAUGUGGAGAUCAAUGCCAGUGCCAGCGCAGCCAGCUAUCAUUCCCUGCCAGCAAGCAGCGGAGAGCUUCUGGCCACGCCCACUCACUCACAGGUGUUGCAGCACCAGCAGCAACAGCAACAUCUCUUGGCAGCCAUUUCUUCGCCGGCGAUGGAGUUGAUGCAACCCCUGGAGAUUGCCACAAUCUCGUCGGCGCCCGCCUGCAGCACUGCGGAUUCGGUGACCCAGACCACACAAAUGCCUCUGCACGGAACACUGAAGAACAGCCAGCAGCAGCAGCAGCAACAACAACAGCAGCAGCAGCAGCAGAUGAGCAAAACACCCUCCAGUUCUAGGCGCUAUCAUCGCACCAUUCCGCGCUACUUCGCCGUGGCCGAUCCACUCCAGGUGAAGCCGAAGACCAGCAAUAGUGCCACCUCCACCGGCGAGAAGCAGCAGGCCAGCAAGAAGCCCAUGUGCCAGUGCCCCAUCCAGCAUGUGCCCAUGUCCUACAUGGGCAGCACGGCCAAUGCGAACGCCUUCCUGAGCGGAGCGGGCAAAUUGUUUGCUGGGAACACGUCGAGCAGCAGCACAUCUACGCCCACCUGCUCACUGUCACCAGGAGCUGCGGCCACCGGUGGAGUUCGACAUGCGGCCACCUUGUCCUAUGGACAGCGGGCCAAGUCCUCGACGAAUCUGCAGCAACAGGCACAGGAUCUGAUUACGGCUGCGGCUUCGGGUGGGGGAACUCUGAGGCGAAGUGGGUGUGGCCACGAACCCAAGAUAGCAACCAUCUCGAAGCAGGUGGGCGAUGAGACGCAUCAUUCGCAUGCCGGAACCGGGGGCGGGGUCAAUGUGUCAGCCAUCAUUCCACCGCCCCCGCUGCAACAUCCCGAAGAGGUGUCCGCCCCGCCAAUUGUCCUGGGACGCGUGCAGAAGCGAUCCUCCAGCAAUUCCGCGGAACGGGGCAGGAGCUCCAGCGGCGGGGGAGGAGGUAGUGGUGUGCGCAGUGUGUCCAGCGGCAGCGGUGGCGAUUCCCUCUCCAACGCCUACUUGAAUCGAAAGGUUGAUGCCUACUUGAGUUUGACGCAGAAACAGCAGCAACAUUUCUUUAACCAGCAACAUCAGCAGCAGCAGACCGAUCCGAGCAAUCCGACUUUACCACCGAAACUCUACAAAAGCCUAACGAAUUUAAAGAGCGCCACCGUGGUCAGCACAUCCUCCUCCUCCUGCUCGUCCGGCGCCGUGGCCACGAUCUACACGCUGAGCAAGCCAACGUCGAGCGGCCAGCGCAAGGAGCAGACGCCUUCGUUGACCCUUCCACCGGCGAGUCCGGCCGCAGGAUCGGCCAGCGAAAAGUUGGCCAGCGGCAAGAUCAACUCGAGCACCUUCUAUCCGCUGGCCAACCACGUGACCUAUACCCUGCCCAAGCACAUCAGCGGCAAGGUGUCACUGAACAGCACAAUCAACAGUGUGGUCAGCAAAGUGCCCUCGGUGAUCAGCAUUCCGCCGGUGGAGAGCAACACUGCGAGUGGUCAGGGAGGUGGUCCGGCCAAGAGCACCACUCUGCCGAAGAUAUUGCGCGUGAAGCGGGACACUGGAUCGGGAUCGGGAGGAGGAGGGGGAGGAACUGCCACCAGUCUGGCCAUUGCCCACUGCCAGAUGCCCAGUUAUCCGAUGUCGACGAAGUCCAACGCCGGAGGAGCCAGCGGUCGAUCACCCAGCAAGCAGCUGCCCGUCUGCACCACGUCGAAGAACUGCCUGAAUCCCAAGGAGCACUUCCUGCCCAACGACACCAGCCUGGACGAUGACUACCUUAGUGAAUGCGAGAACUGCAAGAUAGCGCAGAGUGCCAAGUACUUCUUGGAUGCGGAGAUGAGCGGGGCAGGGGGAUCCUCGACGUCGCCCCAGGAGACGAUGACGCUGCAGCGUAAGUCUCUGGAGGAGACCAAGGAGGAACCGAUGGACAGCUACUACCGCAGCUCGCACACACUGCCCAGCAAUGCCAAAAAACACGGCAAGAAUAACAACCGGGAGAAGUGGCAGUUCUCGACGAUUCCCGCUGCCAGUUCGUCGGACGAGGACGUUAACGAAUGAGAUUUAAGCCAUUUUCUUUAAGAUGCCCGAUCCCCGGCCAGAAGAGCAUCCUGAAGAAAAUGCAGGCUCCGAAAACCACACUACUCCCCGCCCCGAAAGGCAAAUCAAGUUGAGAAGAUCGAAAAUUAGGUGCCCAACCGAUUGCUGCUGCAACGAGCAAUAGAUCCUGUAUAUAGCCGUAUUAGGCGUAAUUUAAUCGACCUAAAAAUAUGUCACUAAAUAUGUGUAGAUGGUAACCAACUGAUUGUUAGAUAUAACCAGAACGAUACUCAAUCCAACAGCGGCAUGUAAAUCUGCGUGUUUGUUAUGCACCUGUAUAUCUCUGUAUGUAUGUAAUUGAAAAAUCUGUACUAUACUAUAUACGAAACGAUAGGCUAAGCGAGUUAGGCCGGGCAAGAAAUCAAUUAUAAUCAAUGCAUUAUGAGGAUAUUAGCGAAACUGUUAAAUACUUAGCAUAUAUGAAAUUGAUCAUUAAGAUGUCAAACCCUACUGCCAUCUGCCAUUUUGCCAACGUUAACUGUCAAUAAUUGUGUAUGUAUGUAAUAUCUAAAUAAUGAGUGUACGAAAUUACAAUUUUUAUAAAAUAAGUAAAAGAAGCUGACCAAAAUUCAAGGUAUUCCCCGCUGCUCACUCCCAAAAAUGCACAAACAUUGCACAUAUGGAACUCUACGAUAAACCAAUUGACAUAUACAUAUGCAUAUAGUGGAAACCGUAGGAUACGAAUUUGAAUUCAAAGCUCAUGCCAUUCCAAUCCAGCUUUAUUGAAAUUUCGGGAUCCAGAUAAAUGCUCUUCUUACUUCUAAAUUUAAACCUUCUGUUCCCAACCAACUCAAAUGAAUGUACCAUAUACAAUGAAACUACGUCAGUAUAUAGAAGUAAGAAAUCGUUUCCAAGUCGUUUUUGUGUGGGGUUUAAUAGACAUUAGACGGUUUCUUGAUCGAUAACGAAGGACUUGCUAGAGAAUAACUUUCGUUUGCUUCUUGAAUCGGGCGGGUCCUAGACAGUCUAAUGCCAACGAUACGAGCACAAUAUAAUUAUAUGUAUAUGGAAUACAGGUAGAAGAGCAGAGACCCAGAAUGUAAUGGGAAUAUGAAUUGUUUGAUUUGAUCAAUUUGCAAAACUAGUCGUAAUCAUACUAAGCCAGCAAGCAAUUAGUCGAAGCUUCACUUAGACGAAAGCCAAAGAUACCCAAAUACCAACUACCAUUCUCCUGAUUUGCCUUAGUCUUAGUUCGGAUCUAAUUUAGGUAACUUCCCCCACUCACUUCGGAUGACAAGAUGAUGGCGAAAACUUUUGAAUACGGUUCUUGUUCCGCUUUUGGUUGUAAUCGAUCUCAGACCUGAAAACUAUAUUGUGUUCAACGGAUGCUCAAAAUAGCUAUAUACCGAAUUGUACAAUUUAUUGCCUAAGUUCGGAAAUUGUAAGUUCAACGAAGACUCGACUCUGUUAUCAAAUGCUCAAAGCGUGUACUGACCACAACGCAAUCGUGUCCCCCGAAAUCGGGGUAGUAAUUUAGCAAACUGAAAUUACAAGUAUUACAGAAAUUACUCAAUAGUAUUAACUAAUAAAAUCAAACGUUUUUCAAAUAUACUUAUUAGUGAGUCAUUUAUCAAAAUUUAGUUUCAACAGCAAAACCAAAACAACAUAUGUACAUCACGGCUAAGUACGAAUUUUUAUUCAAUAAGCUAUAUUUACUAUUAAACGAAGUCUCAAGAAACCAAAUAUUAAAUUAACAAAUAAAAUACUUGGUAAUAGUAGUUUAAAAUUACAGAACGAUAAAAAAUAAAUUAAAAUUAAUCUAGUGUGCGAUAGUUAAAACAAAUUUACCAAAUCGAAAAAAACCAAACCGUUUCAAAAAUUAUUCAACACAAUUGAUGUCGAUGUCGGAUACUGGUUAAGUAUAAUCGGUUACGACGGCAAUCGUGUUUCAAAAACGAUAUUGAGAUUUGUAUGAAUAAUUGCUUAAACCAAAUAUUACGAUUAUCAAUGUGUUAUUGAACAAACAUCGUAUUGUAACUAUUUAAAUUUAAUUGAACUAAAAGUGGAAAAAUAAAUUGGUCUAUAAUGAAAACUUAAUCUGUGUUUGUCUCUACUUCCUGGGAAACAUUUCUUUUCCCCGACUUAAAGUUGUUACGUAUCUUGAAAGAGAUUUUCGCCGCCCGAUUUUUAUAAUUUUACUUUCUUUCCAAAGCUCCCAAAAUAAUAAGUCAGUUGUUAAGGUUUUAAUUGUAAAAAUGCAAUACAAUUAGUUUGUUUUUUUCGUUUCGUUUUUCUUUUGUAUUUAAAUCAUAAAAACAAUUUUACGAUGUAUCAGAUUUUCCUUUAGUUAAUAUAAUAUGUAAGGUAUAUCCUAUUAGUUGUUUCUGUAAUGCCUGAUUCUGCUAUAGUUGCACAACUCUCGCAAGCGAAACGUGUGUUUUCUUUUUAUAUACAUACUCGAAAACAAAAUUCAAUAAAUUAAGUUAGGUAUGUAUUUUUUGUUGGUAGUUAUUUUUUUUUGUUUCGGUUUGAUCAACGGACACGGGGAGGAUGGAAGGAGGAGCAGGUCGAAGAGGCCUAAUAAAGAUGAUGCUGCUACUGCUGUCGCUGGCGUUGUUGCUAAAAGAA